GUCACCAUGGAGCCGAGGGCAGGUGUCUCCAAACAGGACAUUCGUGAACAAAUUUGGGGCUACAUGGAAUCACAAAAUUUAGCUGACUUUCCCCGACCUGUUCAUCACAGGAUACCCAACUUUAAGUAACGUGCGAUUGCAUUGGAAACAGGGCGCUUCUCAUGCUGCCGAGCAACUCCCACGCUUGCAGGCGUUCAAAACGGCCAGGACCAUUAAAGUAAAUCCUGAUGCCCCCCAGAAAAGUGCUCGCUUCUUCGUCCUUGAAGUAAGUGCAACUCUGUCUAUUUGCCUAACUAGGGGUCUUAUCUGGCUUGCCAAAACAUCAAAGACCUAGACGUUUUUGCCAGAACGCAGGAAGUUAAAGUGGACCCUGAUAAACCACUGGAAGGCGUUCGGCUGCUGGUGCUGCAGAGCAAAAAAACAUUGUUGGUUCCAACACCACGACUGAGAACGGGAUUGUUUAAUAAGAUCACACCACCCCCUGGGGCAACUAAAGAUAUCUUGAGAAAAUGUGCCACCUCUCAGGUGAAGAAACUGAGGCUCAGAGAGCUCCAGCCUCCUGGGGUCCUGUGGCUCAGAGGCUCUGAACCCGGUUCCCUGGGACUCUGCCCCUGUGUUUUCACCACUGUGCUCUUCUGCCUUAUGGGGAAAAACGAUUUGUUAAAUGUUAUGAAGUUGGCAGCCUAUGAAUUUGUGCUGUGAGUUCCUCUUGGCCGCCUUUCUGGGAAGGAGACUGGGGAAACUGUGCCCUAAAGCGGUUUCUGGAAUGCGACUUCUCCUGAAACGCCACAUCUCCGGUGUUGCGUGUGCCUGCAUCUGUUUUGUCCAAGAGGUUGAUUCAAACCCUGAGUGCACUUUGAUCAUGAAUUAUAAAAUGAGGAAGCAGCUGGAGUUGAAGUUUUCCAAUCCGUAUCUCUGUGUGCAGGGUGUGAGGAACUACAGUGUCCCCAUAGGCUUGGACUCCAGAGUCCUUGUGGAUUUAGUUGUGGUGGGAUCCGUCGCCGUUUCUGAAAAAGGCUGGAGAAUCGGGAAGGGAGAAGGCUACGCCGAUCUGGAAUAUGCCAUGAUGGUAUCCAUGGGCGCCGUCAGCAAGGAGACGCCGGUGGCCACCAUCGUCCACGACUGCCAGGUCGUGGACAUCCCUGAAGAGCUUGUUGAGGAGCACGACAUCACUGUGGACUACAUCCUCACUCCAACCAGAGUCAUCGCCACAGGCUGCAAGCGCCCACAGCCAAUGGGAAUCACCUGGUUCAAGAUCAGCCUGGAGAUGAUGGAGAAAAUCCCCAUAUUGAGGAGCCUCCGCGCCCGAGAGCAGCAGGCUGGGAAGGAUGUCACCCUCCAGGGUGAGCACCAGCACCUUCCGGAAGCAGGCCGCCAGCAGACGGUGCCCCUGAGUGUUGGCAGGAGGCCCCCGGACACACCCGGACCAGAAGCCAAUUCCAUGGAGGCAGGCCCUGGCUCCCCACCAGGGGAGGGUGCCCCGCUUGCAGCCGAUGUUUACGUUGGGAACCUCCCCCGGGACGCCCGUGUGAGUGACCUGAAGAGAGCCCUGCGGGAACUCGGCUCCGUGCCCCUGCGGCUCACCUGGCAGGGCCCGCGGCGCAGAGCCUGCCUUCAUUACCCGGACUCUGCCGCGGCCCAGCAGGCCGUCUCCUGCUUGCAGGGCCUGCGCCUGGGCACCGACACCCUGAGGGUGGCGCUGGCCAGGCAGCAGAGGGACAAGUGACCUCGUGGACAGCCACGGAGCUCACUGCAGACUCGCCCUCCCCGUCCCCUGCCGCUCCGGUUCCGGUGGCACUCGAGAGGCCUGCGUGGCAAGACGUGUCGGAGCAACCGCCUGAGACCGGCUCUGGGAGAAUGGGUUUCGUCCCAGCCUACGUCACAUUUGCCCAGUGCCUUAUGUUUUCUGGGUUUUUUUCCUCCAGUUCUGUUUCUAAAAACCAGCCGAAGUUUGGCUGAACUGUCCUUUCUCAACAGAAGCGCUUUUGCAAUUGAUCCUGGGCAACAAGUCAAAGUGAGCUUUUAAGUGGAGAUUUUGUUUUUUUCAAAUGUAUAUGCUUUGGAAAUUUUGAUUUUUUAGCCAGAGGGUUUUACCAAGUGUUGUUUGAAGCACAUUACGAUGCCUCGAGAGGGCGGCCCGUGCACGCGCUUUCAACAAAAUGUUCUCGGGACACUCGGUCUUCUCUUUGGAAGGACAUUUUCUCAUUGGUUUUGCCGUGAAAAUCCUGUGGAGACUUCGCAAAGAAAACGCAGCCUUACAUUUGCUCAUUAAAUACAGAUUUCCUUCCCAAGUUGCCAUGAAUAAAAUGAGAGAGUAGAAACGUCUGGAAGCGCCACACCUGGCCCUGGGCCCCCGCCCGCACGGCUGGUCACGUUUGUCACUGGGCAUUCAGCUCAGCGUCAGAGGCUGACUCAGUCCCCACUUCAGAGUAGUCACCUGGUUACACUGAACUCCUCACCUUCUUUUCUCCCUUUUUUUAAAAAAUACUUCCUUUUCUGAAA
This is a messenger RNA of Pan troglodytes (chimpanzee), 2502 nucleotides long. RefSeq names its product methenyltetrahydrofolate synthetase domain containing (gene MTHFSD). Lineage: Eukaryota; Metazoa; Chordata; Mammalia; Primates; Hominidae. The transcript is spliced from 8 exons. Bases 686 to 1726 code for a protein of 346 amino acids. Gene Ontology annotation, molecular function: RNA binding. Gene Ontology annotation, cellular component: cytoplasm. The record is from RefSeq and is a predicted model, not a curated record.